AUGGAUACUGAAAUAAUACCACAGAUUAAUGUGGACAUUAGCAGCCUGGAUUAUAAUAACUUGGAGGCUACAACAGAUGACCACUUGAGAACUUUAAAGGCCUUAACAGAGAGACUAAGACUAGAAACCAGGAGACCCUCUUAUUACGAGUGGAAGGCCCAAGUGGAGGCUAAUGCUGCCAAAGGACAAAUCAAACCAACAGAGUCUGCUAAUUUGGGUCAGUAUGCAGGACUGGAGCACACAGGAGAGCCUAAAAGAAAUGGCUACAGCACAGACUUAUCACAAGAGAGUAGUCUGACCUCAGGAAGACUUAAAGGAUUCAGAAAUAUUGAUGAGGCUCUUAUCUGGCUCAGGAAGGAACUGAAGGAGAUGCGUCUUCAGGAUCAGCAGCUUGCCCGCCAGCUCAUGCACCUGCGAGGCGAAAUUAACAAACUUAAAAUCGAGCAGGCAUGUAACCUUCACCGACGAAUGCUCAAUGAUGCCACCUUUGGCCUGGAGGAGCAGGACGAGCUCUCUGAUCUUCUGUGUGAUGGUCCGGUCACACCAGGGUUUGGUCUGUCUGCACCUCUCCGGCUGAUCGGGGUCACUAAAAUGAACAUUAACUCGAGACGUUUCUCCCUCUGCUAG
Trichomycterus rosablanca is the source of this 627-nucleotide messenger RNA. RefSeq names its product family with sequence similarity 167 member Ab (gene fam167ab). The record is from RefSeq and is a predicted model, not a curated record. The transcript is spliced from 2 exons. Bases 1 to 627 code for a protein of 208 amino acids. NCBI's taxonomy places the organism in Eukaryota, Metazoa, Chordata, Actinopteri, Siluriformes, Trichomycteridae.